This is a messenger RNA of Platichthys flesus (European flounder), 4064 nucleotides long. RefSeq names its product ubiquitin associated protein 1 (gene ubap1). The transcript has 7 exons. Gene Ontology annotation, biological process: ubiquitin-dependent protein catabolic process via the multivesicular body sorting pathway. The record is from RefSeq and is a predicted model, not a curated record. Bases 193 to 1584 code for a protein of 463 amino acids. NCBI's taxonomy places the organism in Eukaryota, Metazoa, Chordata, Actinopteri, Pleuronectiformes, Pleuronectidae. Gene Ontology annotation, cellular component: ESCRT I complex. Gene Ontology annotation, molecular function: ubiquitin binding.
UCAGACAGGAACCAGUGGAAGGGAGCUUGACAAAUCAAGAUGGCGUCCCACGCCGAAGCAGGAAAGAGGUUUCAAAAUAAAUAAAACUCAUCCGGAGGACAGUGCGACUUGAGCGGCGCUUGGACAGAUACGUCGGUUGUAUUUCGACAGAGCAGGACGAAGCAGAUACCGUUCUGUUUUCAGAGUCUCUAAAUGGCUGCGAGGAAGUCUGGAUCAGAUGCAUACAACAAUGGACCCAUCAGCUACCUUGAUGAAGUUCCCUUCAAGGUUAACGACAAGUUUCGCUGCCCAGCCAAAGUUGGGCUGCCUGUUGGUUUCUGCUUGCCUGACUGUGGCUCUUUGCUGGUGGACACACAGUAUGACUUUUCUCUGGAGAGACGUAGCGUGCGCUGGGGGAUUGAACUGGCGGAGGCCAGAGCAGCAGAGGCCCGAGCAGAGGAGGCAGCUCACAAGCAGGAGGCAGACAGCAGGGAGUGUUUGGCUAAGGCCCAGGACAUUGAUGGUGGUGGAGGGAAAAAACCCCGGUCAGCUGCAGAUGAUCAGGACCUUCUACCACCAGCAUUGAACCCCGUCCUGGCGGGGCUGAGCCAUAAUGCCAUCCUCACUCCACUGCCUGCCCCAAGACUUGGCCCCAGAAAAGCCCCGCCUAGUAUUCCUCAGCUGCACAGCCUCAACCUAGCAGACUUUGAGCGGGAAGAGGACCCUUUUGACAAGCUGGAGCUCAAAACUUUGGACGAUAGGGAGGAGCUCAGGAACAUUCUCCAGAGCCAGCCCCAACCUCAGCCGCCUCCCUCUGUAUCCCCACCAGAGCUUUCCCAGAUAGGGUCUGUGUCCCGAGGAAACAGCCCAUCUCCUCCAAGCAGCAACACCAGCCUCCCAGCCAAACCAGGCUUCAGCCACAAACCCAACGGGUUGGUUGCCUUGCUGGACAUGGACAGGGUUGGACAUCAUGGGAGAGUGGGAUUUGAAACAGAUGACCGACCCUGUAACAUCCGCUCUCUGACUUUUCCCAAGCUCUCUGAUUCUGGUGACUCAGAACCAGUGAGGUACAGCCACCUACCUGCACCCAUUCCUGCUCACAGACAGAACCUCCCCAACGGAAGCCCUCCGACCAUUCCCAAGACCCAAGUUAUUGUUGCCCCUGAGCCACCUAGCCACAUCAAGAGUGCUCCACCUAAACAGAACAACCCAGGGUCAGGAUCGGCUGGUCUGCCGUGUGGUGGAGCCCUACUAAGCAUGACUCCCAGCGAGCGUCAAUGUGUGGAGACCCUUGUAGGCAUGGGAUACUCCUAUGAGGGGGUCCUACGGGCCAUGCAGAGACAAGGACAAAACGUGGAGCAGGUACUGGACUAUCUUAUUUUAUCUGGACGUCUGUGUGAUCGGGGCUUUGAUGCAAGUCAAGUGGAGGAAUGUUUAGAGAUGUACCAAUGCUCAGAGGAAAAGACCCUGCAGUUUCUUGAACUAAUGUCAAGAUUUGGUGAAAUGGGAUUUGAGCGGGACGCCAUCAAAGAGGUGCUGCUUGUCCACAACAAUGAUCAGGACAAGGCUCUAGAGGACCUGAUGGCUCGUGCUGCAGCCAGCUGAGCCGAGCUAACCAGCCCACCGGAGCCCAGCCCAGGGCUUGCUUCCCACCACCACCCGACACAGUCCCCUUCUGCCUAUCCCAUCACACCAUGCCCUGUCCUUGCCUUGGCUGUGGAGGGGACAGCUGGGAAACAGUUGUAUUUCGCUCUGUGCUUAAGCGUAUUGUGUCUCAGCACUUCUUAAAGACCAUGUGCCUAGAUUGGAGGGGGGGUCAAAGUGUAACCAUUCUUCAUGGUGGAGGUUUCCUUUGGUUUUUAAGAAAUCCUGGAGAUGAGCUCCAGGAUUUGGUACUGUUAGAUUAUUCAAGAACGACCGAGCUUUGAUGGAGAAACUGGAAGAAAUGGGCUGUGGCAUUUAAUGCCAUUCUGAUUUGCUUCCACCAAGUGUUUAUUAUUCUGCUGGCAAAGCUUCAGGACGGAAAGGGGAGCCGGUGACACCAUGUGCCCACGGACCGACCAGUCUGAACUCUUGAAGCUCCAAAAGAAUUAAGCUGCCAUCUUCCACUGCUCAGUGCAGACCUAGUAACUGUUGGAGGUGAUGGGGGGGGGGGGUUCGUGUAAAACCGAACUAACUAACAUUAAAAAAAGAAAAGAAUGGAAGAGGAAAAAACCCAGGCGGUGACCAGACAGAUAUCCGACUCCCUGGAAGUGCCCUCUCUGCUCUGAUGCCCUGCAACUAGCUCUGUUCGACUCUAUGCUUUCAUUCAUUCACGUUUUUCUGUUCGUUUGAGCACUUUUUUUCAUGUCAGUUCAAAGAUUCCAUUUCUUUGCUUUAAGGUUUAGGAAACAACAAUUGAUCUUUAGUCAUUAUAACUCAGAACGUAAGAGAUACUACUGCCCCAGUGUUGCUCUUUGACCUGCACAGGAAUGGCCUGAUGAAAGAGUGGGGAGAGAUGGUGGGGAAGUUCGUCUGCAGGAGAUAAGAAACAUCCCAUAACCCUCUGGCGCUGAGGUGUUGCAUACUGCACACACGUUUCAUAAUUCUAAACUUAUUUAAAACAGUACACUGACACAUUCAUUUAAGAGUUCGAUAUGUUGAUGUCAGCUAUGUUAACUUACAAAAGUGAUGCUCUUAACUAUCACACACUUCUGUUUGUAGACUGGAAAAGAGCGAGUGGUUUAACAAGAAACAAGAUGUAAGUGAGGAUUGUUCCUGCAGCCUCAUCACUGUGCAAUAGACAUGUUUCUUAUUGUGUGACUGUUUGACAUUUUCAAGUUAUUGUUGGGAGGUAAGGAAAUUCUUUUCAAGCCUUGCUGGGAAUUUGGAUGUAACUAGAGGUUUGGAUUUCAGUGUUUUCUAUCAUUUUUUCUCUGUUAUUGGAUUUCAUGCCACAAAAUCUUAUCAAACAUGACUUCAAAUUUGUUGACUGGUCCAUCUUGUUUUCUCUUGUUUGAAUAUGAAAUGAGAGUUCAACUUGAUUUUAGGUUUGUUAGCAUCUCCACUGUCUUAAAUGUAAAGUUGAAAGGUCAGUCACCACAUGCUAGAAGUGUUUUCACACGUGUUAAGUGGUCGUCAUCCUUAAUUUUUUGUCAACCUAAAUAUGGUCUAAGAAAUGUUAGCUCAGCUGCACCAAGGGCAAAGAGGGCAGAAGUUCUCAUGAUUAAGGGCUUGAAUUUGGAAAAUGUCUCUGAGAAAUGCUCCUGAAUUCAAACCUGGGCUAGUCACUGGUUAUCUGCUCCACAAAUGCAAAUGUACUUUUUUUAACUACAAGUGUAUUUUACAACAACCCAGGGGUUUGGUUGAUUCAGACAUCACUCUCUAUUUGUUUGAUUGAAAAUUUUUUCCACCAAAUGAUUGCAGAUAAACAGUACCACUCCACCCAGAGGGAUGAGCAUGUGCUUUCAGUAAGUUAAAACGGCAUCCUGAAAGUGACAACACAAAGCAUCCACUAAAAAGUGUGUUAGCACAUUUCAAUUAUAUGUCUGGUGUCCUGUAUGUUGUUGAUACCGUAAUUGGCAAAUAAGUGCUGUCACCAUUUACCUCUUUUAAUUAACUGUGAAAAAGUAGAGCAUGUCUCUUACCUCACAGAUUAUCACAUGAGAGGUGUUGUCUUCAUACACUACUCAAGUGUGGUUUUGUUGAUCCUAUGCAAAACAAGCUGAUGUCCACUUGCCUCUCUCGCUCUGACAGCCACAAAAGCUUGGCUGACUUCCGUACAGCAGGUUCUGGAGCUUCUGCAUCAAUGCCCCCUUCCACCCCUGUUGUGACCUUUCAGUUCUGUGGGGAUGAGGUGCAACUGGGUUCUCAUUAUUUAAGGGUUUUACGUUUGAAGGUUUGUUUAUCAGAUCCACUUUAAGUCACUUCGUAGUAGAACACUGGGGGCUCUAAUUCAUCUAAUGGACAUUGAUCUUAAUGGUAAAAUGAAAGUCUGGUGAAAUGAGGGUUUGUUCCCAAGCUUCUCAAACAAUUGCAAAAUGUUCAAUUCCCUUUUGGAUCAGCUGGAAAAUCCGUAUGAUUAAAUGUGCACAUCUUUUUCAGUG